CUGGAACUACAGAGCAGAUGAACCAAUAAAAGCCUUUAAUUUGUGCGUGGAGUGUUUUUAUGUGUGUGAGAGCUGUGCGUGUAUAUGGAAAGAUAAGAAGUUUAGCUGAAUUAGCAGGACUGUAUUCUACACCUUCAGCUGAGCACAGCAAAGUCCGCCUAAAUCUGUUUAACGCACCUGUCUCCCUCCAUCCAUUGAUGCCCUGUCCUUGUUCUCCACUGGCUGGCGAGGGUCAGGUGACUCCAUGGGCACCCAAAAUCCUACUAAGAAGUAAAAAAAAAAGCUGGCAUUUAGGUGAGUAGCAGUCGAUGUGCUUGUAGCCCAGCUGAGGCCAGUGAAGCCCUCAGACGUGCAAGCAAACGACUAGCCAGGACUCCUCCAAGCUUAAUUUUUUUUUUUUUUUUUUUUUUUUUUUUUUAAACAGGCCUUUCAGCUGCAGCCUUAGCAGUUUAAGAUUUUAGUUUUUUGGGGGAAAUAAACCCUAUUUUGCCAGAAUGGGAGCUGGUGCUAGCAGCGAGGAGAAGCAUUCCAGAGAGCUGGAGAAAAAGCUUAAAGAAGAUGCUGAUGCAGAUGCCAGGACUGUCAAGCUGUUGCUGCUUGGUGCUGGUGAAUCUGGAAAAAGCACCAUUGUCAAGCAGAUGAAAAUUAUCCAUCAAGAUGGUUAUUCAAAGGAAGAAUGCUUGGAGUUUAUCGUCAUUAUCUACAGCAACACCUUGCAGUCUAUGAUGGCCAUUGUGAAAGCCAUGACUACCUUCAGCAUUGGGUAUGGAGACCCUGCCAGACAGGAUGAUGCUCGUAAGCUGCUGCACUUGGCAGAUACCAUCGAUGAAGGAACCAUGCCUAAGGAGAUGUCUGACAUAAUCUCCCGCCUAUGGAAGGACUCAGGCAUCCAGGCGUGUUUCGAGAGAGCUUCUGAAUACCAGCUCAAUGACUCUGCUGGAUAUUACCUGAAUGAGCUGGACAGGCUGAUCGCCCCUGGCUACCUCCCCACUGAGCAGGACGUCCUGAGAUCAAGAGUAAAGACCACUGGAAUCAUCGAGACCCAGUUCGGCCUAAAAGACCUAAACUUCAGGAUGUUCGAUGUGGGUGGUCAGCGUUCCGAAAGAAAGAAGUGGAUCCAUUGCUUUGAGGGGGUCACCUGUAUCAUUUUCAUUGCUGCCCUCAGCGCUUACGACAUGGUGCUGGUGGAGGAUGAUGAAGUGAACCGCAUGCACGAGAGUCUUCACCUGUUCAAUAGUAUUUGCAACCAUCGCUACUUCGCUACCACCUCCAUCGUGCUCUUCCUCAACAAGAAAGAUGUCUUCACAGAGAAGAUCAAGAAGGCUCACCUCAGCAUGUGCUUCCCCGAUUAUGAUGGCCCAAACACCUAUGAAGAUGCUGGUAAUUACAUCAAGUUGCAGUUCUUGGAGCUUAACCUGCGGCGAGACAUCAAAGAAAUCUAUUCCCACAUGACCUGCGCCACAGACACGGAGAAUGUCAAGUUUGUGUUUGACGCCGUCACCGACAUUAUCAUCAAAGAAAACCUGAAAGACUGUGGUCUCUUCUAAAGCUCUGAGCCAGCCAAGAACCACAACUUGAACGGUAUGCAACAUCUCUUCCCCAUCCACUGCAUGAAAUAAGUUCCAAGCAGCCUCUGGUUUUAAGAGAACCCAAAGCAGAAGGACCUACAGCUAUAAUGAUGAAUUGGACACACAGGCACCUGGCUGAAAAUGAAAAUAUAUUUUAGUUUGAAAUUCUGGCAUUUACCACCGUAUCGUCUCAGUAUAUACUCUUUGUAAACUUUUGUAGAUGACAGAUGCACUGUACAGUAUGUGGGGUGUGACAGCACAGGGGCAGCAUUAAAAAGAUAUAUUUCUCAUUAGUCUGACUAAUGAAUUUACACUGCAGAGAAAGCUCCACAUAGGUAGAACUGUAUUUUAUUCUUAUUUUUUUGCAGGAGUGGUUUAAACUGAGCAUUCAACAAGUUUAACACUGCAGCACUGUGCUACAUCUAAAUGUAUAUUGGUGUUAAUUUAGUUUAAAUGUGAAACUGGUAGCCAUUUCAUAUAAAACUGUUCAGUUCUACUUGUGCUAGCACUUGUUUUAAACUAGAGACGAUAUAACAAUAUAUAAAAAAAUGUACAAAUUAUAUUGCAUGAUAUUAUGGAGAAAAUGUAGUUUUGAAAAUAUAAAUUGGAGCUGUACUAGAGGUAAAUGAAUACAAUGUAUAUACUGUGCAGUUAACUGGCUGAAAAACAGUUAAAUGCACAUAAGUUAUAUUAUUGUAAUUAAGGCAGGUUACAGCUUUACCAGUCAAAACUCUUUCUACAGUUAUGACGACAGUUUUAAAUAGUUUGGAAUUCUAUUUAAUUUAAGACGUGCUUGUUUAUUGUUAUUGUUUGGUCCUGUUCAUGUUCAGCGAUUACGACCACAUAUGUUUUAUUUCGUAAAUAUGAUAUGACGGUAACCUGUACUUGGCCCUAAAUGAAAUAAAUCUGAAUAAGAAAAAAACGGAAUAAAACCUGUUUUGAUAACAGUCUCUUCCCUCCCAUUAUCUCACUGUUUAGCUUUCCUCCAGUUACCUUGUUAUUAUUCCUCAACCACUUAGACUUUGGCACUUUAGAAGACAGCCUCGUCUUAUUAGAAAUGCUCACCGUAACCAAUAAAAAUAAACACGGCUUACUUUUUUUUUCUAACUAAUUGUAGACUUAGGUAGUACAAUUUUGAACACCAUACUUCUUAAAAGAAAUGUUCA
Polyodon spathula (Mississippi paddlefish) is the source of this 2734-nucleotide messenger RNA. Its product is annotated as guanine nucleotide-binding protein G(t) subunit alpha-like. The transcript is spliced from 9 exons. Gene Ontology annotation, cellular component: heterotrimeric G-protein complex. NCBI's taxonomy places the organism in Eukaryota, Metazoa, Chordata, Actinopteri, Acipenseriformes, Polyodontidae. The record is from RefSeq and is a predicted model, not a curated record. Bases 495 to 1547 code for a protein of 350 amino acids. Gene Ontology annotation, biological process: adenylate cyclase-modulating G protein-coupled receptor signaling pathway. Gene Ontology annotation, molecular function: G-protein beta/gamma-subunit complex binding; GTP binding; G protein-coupled receptor binding.